This is a messenger RNA of Manduca sexta (tobacco hornworm), 2917 nucleotides long. RefSeq names its product XK-related protein 6. Lineage: Eukaryota; Metazoa; Arthropoda; Insecta; Lepidoptera; Sphingidae. Gene Ontology annotation, cellular component: plasma membrane. The record is from RefSeq and is a predicted model, not a curated record. The transcript is spliced from 5 exons. Gene Ontology annotation, biological process: engulfment of apoptotic cell; phosphatidylserine exposure on apoptotic cell surface; apoptotic process involved in development. The coding region runs from base 149 to 1330 and encodes 393 amino acids.
AUGACAUUUGAUUUGACAUUCGACCUUUCAACUUGACGUUCCAACUUUUCGAAACAAACUUUGUUUUUUGCAAACCGCGCUUUGUUGUUUUAUUGCGUGAACUAAGUUUUUGUGUUCUAUUAUGUAAUAAUAACCCCACCAAACAACGAUGCCAAAAACAGUGCGUGAUCUACUCCCAAACGGCCAUUCUUACGAUGAAACAGACGAAAUGCCGAAGAAAAUUAAGAUAACUGAGUUGGACUUAGUCAUGUCUACUCUGACCAUUGUAGGACAUUUCAUAGACCUAGGCCUUGAUAUUAAUGUUGCUGUUAGGUAUUAUUUGGCGAAGAUGAUGACGGAGUUUGCAUGGACUCUUGCAUUCAUACUUCUUCCAGCUUUUGUAAAUACUGCUGUGUCUAUAAGAAUGUAUUCCUUGGACAAGCAGCAAGAUUCCCUCUCCAAUGAGUUUACGAAAAGAAAAUGGCUUAGGAUAUUUAUUCUGGUUCUGCAAAUGGCGCCUAUUUUGCGUUCUAUUGACGCACUUAUCUACGCCUUCAAAUCUCGCCAAGCAGAGCGCAACAAGGACCCAGCCACCCAACACACAUACUACCGGCUGAUGCUGAAAGAGGAUUCUGAUGCUGCUCUGCUGAGAAUCUUCGAGUGCUUCUUGGAAGCGGCGCCGCAGCAAGUUCUACAAACCAGCCUGCUGCUCCGGGGAAAUGACGAGUUAGUAGUCCACCAGAUGUUAUCAAUCUGUUCGUCGAUCGGUGGCAUGGGCUGGUGUCUGGCCGCGUACCAACGAGCGAUCCGGUUCGCGCAGCAGGACAAGGCGAACAUGACAUGGUGCGGCUCCGUAUUGCAGACUAUCUGGCAUUUUUUAGUCUCGUUAAGUAGAAUAAUGGCGAUAUCAGCCAUGGCGUACCUCUAUCCGCAUUGGAUAAUCCUCGCCUGUUGCCUUCACAUCUUCAUCACGGCAACAUUACUACAAAUCUUUGACCGUUCUCCAUUCUGCUCUCACAACAGAGUGGGAGAUAUUGCCUUCUCUUUCGCACUCGGUGGUGUUUAUCUUUUCACCUACAUUCUUCCUAUUGAAGGCAGGACUAGAUACAGAUAUUCUAUAUAUUAUAGUAUAUGUUUCGUACAAAACAUAGCAUGCAGUAUAGCAUGGUAUCUAUUUGCAGACGAACCAACCAAACUGUCUGUAUACUUUAUACCGGUUUUAGUGCUAUGUCUGGUGCCCUAUGCACUAGGUUUAGGGUUUAUGUUAGUUUACUACGGGUUCUUCCAUCCCAAAGUUAAGAUUAACGAUUUUGUGUUCACAGUUAAUAAUCCGUUGACUGCUGUUAGCUAGUACAGGGUUGUAAGUGAGUUUAAAUCUUACGGAUCAGUAUUUAUAGUUUUAUUAUGUUUGAUCGAUUUCAUAAAUGGAGAAGGCUAACGUUUUAAGUUGACAUCUUGUGUACAACUGCUGGUAAUGUUAGUAGAAAUUUUUGUACCAGUGAUAACUGAUAAUGGAAUGCCUCGAAUAAACAAAUAUAAUGUUUUUAAGAAAAUGUUAAUACACUGUAAAUGAAUGGUGCAAUUAUUUAAGAAAUCUCUCAAAUUAGUCCAUUAGAAUCUCAGUAAGAAAUUAAAUGUACAGUCACCUUUUAUUUUUUUAUAUACUAUUUUUAUGCCUAAAACAUUUAUAAUAAAUGAUUUUUUAUAAUUAAGAAUCUCAAAUUACUGCUCAAGUAGAAUUUUAAUCGGACCAUUACUAAUAGAUAUUAGAGGUCAGUGAUUCAGUUAUGUAUUUUUUCUGUUACAUUUAAAUGUGAAUGAGUUAAUCAUUAAUAACAGUGUUGCCUUUGUUUGAUUUUUGAUUAUUCUAUAUGUAACAGUAAAUAAUAUGAAGAAGAAAUCCUUCUGAAAAACAACAUUAAAAUUGUUUAAGAGAUGAGGCAGUAAUUCAUGAUUCAAAUAUUGCAAUGCAAUGGGGUUAUUGCUUCAUCUCUGUCUGUCGCACGCAAUAUAAUUCCCGAUGACGUCACUUGCGCGUAUUGAGCCACUUUUGUAAUCUCUUCACACUUACCCCUUCCACCGAAUUUAAAAAGCUUAAAACUUAUUAUGUUUUUUACCGGAUUAUAAUAAUUCUAUUAUAAAACAAAAACGAAUCAAAUAUCCUAUUGGGUGUGAUUCUUUUAACAUACUGAAUAUAAAUUACUAUUAUAAGUUGAGAUUUCCUCUAUACAUACAUAUCUCCUAGAUUAAUCAUAGCUUUUUUUAAGAAUCUCAAUUUGUGCUAUAAUCUGACAGAAUUAAGCUCAUUUUAGCCAAAUCCAACUUAUUAAACAUAAUAUUCUCAUUACAGCGAUUAAAUAGUUUUCUUAUGGUAGUAUAAACUGGACUUAGUUUUGUAACUUCAAAUUAUUCAUGAUUGGGGUGUUACCAGAAAUGUUAGCAUUUAUUUGUAUCAGUAAUGGACUAGGCAAGAGCAUCUAUUUAAAUGUUACAAAAACUUAUAUUCAACUAUAAUGGACCAUAAUAUACUUUUCCUUAGUUCGUCACUCAUAUAUUUUAAUUAUUUACCUACAGCCAAAAGCAUUGCCAAUAAAUGUUAUUAUUUCGUUAUUUGGUGGAUAUUAAGCCUGUUAACUAUUUAAGACUGCAUUUUUACAUAAUUCCUAAAGAUGUUGAGAUUUUAUAGUAAUUUAAUAUAAUUUAUGAAUGUACUUAGAAUCUUAAACUGGGCCUUAUUUUUGUCAUGCUCAUUUUAGUUUAAAAGAAAAAUAUAAAUAAAAUUUAAUUAAUAAAAGAAAAAACAUACAAUAUAGUAUUAAAGCAUAAUAAUUUUUUGAUGUAUUUUUGAGUCAAUACUCAAGAAUGUUUACAAAAUUCUCAGUUUUUGUCAAUAAUGUUUUAUAGCAAAUUCAAUAUACUAAUAAAUAUUUCUUUAUUU